AUGUUGUAUCUUGUGGGACUUGGUCUAUCCGACGAGACCGAUAUCACGGUGAAGGGUCUGGAAGUCGUCAAGAAGGUGUCCAGAGUGUAUCUGGAAGCCUACACCAGCAUCUUGCUUGUGGACCAAUCUGUGCUUGAGGAGUAUUAUGGUCGCUCAAUAACAAUCGCUGACCGUGAAAUGGUCGAAUCAAAUAGCGACGAGAUUCUGCGCAACGCCCAAAACGAAGACGUUGCCUUCCUUGUCGUCGGCGAUCCCUUCGGUGCGACAACACACACCGACCUAGUUAUUCGAGCACGCGAACUGUCUAUCCCUGUGCGAACUGUGCCAAACGCAUCCAUCAUGUCCGGCAUCGGCGCUUGCGGCCUCCAACUAUAUAACUUUGGACAAACAGUGUCUAUGGUGUUCUUUACAGAUUCAUGGAAGCCUGCCUCUUUCUACGACCGUAUCAAGGAGAAUCGUAAUAUUGGGUUGCAUACAUUGGUUCUAGUGGAUAUCAAAGUCAAGGAACAGAGUUUGGAGAAUAUGGCCAGAGGAAGACUGGUUUAUGAACCCCCACGAUACAUGACUGUAGGGCAGUGCGCUCAACAGAUGAUUGAGAUUGAAGAUGAAAAGAGAGAAGGUGCAUACACCCGUGAUAGUUUGGCCAUUGGAGCGGCUCGAGUGGGCGGGAAAACAGAGAAGUUCAUUGCCGGGACUCUGGAGGAGCUUUGUUCGACUGAUGAUCUUCUCGGCCCCCCGCUACACAGUUUGGUUUUGCUGGGAAGGCGGACGCAUGAGCUGGAACUCGACUACGUUCGGGAAUUUGCUGUAGAUAAGGAGAAAUGGGACAAGAUUUGGAAGGAGGACUAUGGGAAGCAGCUUUGA
Molecule: messenger RNA, 864 nt
Organism: Metarhizium robertsii ARSEF 23
Lineage: Eukaryota; Fungi; Ascomycota; Sordariomycetes; Hypocreales; Clavicipitaceae
Product: Diphthine synthase
Exons: 3
Coding region: 1-864 (287 amino acids)
Biological process (GO): protein histidyl modification to diphthamide
Molecular function (GO): diphthine synthase activity
Source: RefSeq, a predicted model, not a curated record